UGACAUUGAAUUCGGCAAGUCACUCCCAUGAACACGGUGUGCCGGAUGAUCAUCUGAUUGUUUGCCGUGUUGGUUUAUGCAGGAGUGGCUUAUUUUACAGUGGGAAGGUCUAAAGUUUUGACUGACAGUGGGUUUAAUGAUUAUUAUGAGUUUAUAUCCAAAGGUGAUAUCUGGUGGCAUAUUUUCAAAUAUUUAUUCAGUCAUUUAGUUGCGCUAUUUUCACUUGAAACACCAUGGUCACAGUCAGUGAAACUUGUUUUGGAAAUUUUAAUUAAUUGCUUUAUUGGUGGGUGUUUAAGAUGGCAGUGUUUCAUACUGGAGCAAACAGGAAAAGCCCUAGACUACUGUUAUUCUCGGACAAAAGCUCUACUUCCUCCUCUGGUUUAUGUUCCACGUGCACGCACACGUAACCAGUGCCUCAAAGCAUUGGUUGCCAUGGCAACUUCUGGAUACUCGGAGGACCUUCAGCCUCAGCAGGCCAACGCAGUAACCAUAGCAACACCUGCUGCCACCACACCCUCAUCCACCAAGACGGCACACUUCCUGUCCGAGAUCCCACCGACCUCUGGAAACAUUGCAUCGGCGAACCAAUCGGCCGCUGCCUCAAAAACAGGACAGGAUGCACUUUGUUCUCAAGCGCCGCCCACCACCCAGAGCCAGAAGGCAGUGGUUCUGACAACUCCCACGCAGCACUAUGUAACCCCAGAAAUCCAGCAUUCUGCAGUCCAGAAAAGUAAUGGUCAGAGCAACUCGCCCCAGUACAUCAUAGUCACUGUGACAGAGGGCUCUGUUCACUCCAAUGACAGUCUGUCAGACUCCAGCCCACCUGCCCCAGGUGUUCCUACUCAGGUGGUCCAACCAGUGCAGACCACCCAACAGAGGUCAGUGUUGCAAGCAGUCUCGCAGGCAGCCAAGAGGAUUCAGGCUGGCCACAUCAACAACCUACAGUAUGUGCACAUUAACCAGGAGGUGGAGCAUGUUUACUCUGGCCAGGUGCAGUAUGUGGACGGAGGAGGAGACACGACUUUUACCACAUCCACCAUUCGAUCGAACAACUACCCUUUCUCCGACUCGCCCCUCUACUCCCAGACUCCUCCCACCUCCUCCUCCUCCUACUAUGAGGCCACGCCCAGCACCGAGUCAGAUAUCACCAGCUCUGUGACCUCGCAGCCUGUUACUGUGGCAACAGCAGGAGCCAAUAGUGGAGGAGCUGCUGCGGGUGGAGGGGGCUACGUCAUUCAAGGAGGUUAUGUGUUAGGAGGAGGAGGAGCAGCAGUAGCAAGUGGAGGUGGAGGAGGAGGAGGAGGAGGAGGAGCACAGAGUUACUCCAGCCCUAACUCUCGUGCCCCACCUGCUACUGUGCAGUGGCUGUGUGACAACUACGAGGGGGCGGAGGGGGUGAGCUUACCACGCUGCACCCUCUAUUACCACUACCUGCUGCACUGCCAGGAGCAGAAACUAGAACCUGUAAAUGCUGCAUCCUUCGGUAAACUCAUCAGGUCUGUCUUCAUGGGGCUACGCACACGGCGAUUAGGGACAAGAGGGAACUCUAAGUACCACUACUAUGGUCUGAGGAUCAAAUCUGGCUCCCCGCUGCUCAGACUGAUGGAUGAACAACAGCACAUGGCGAUGAGGCAGCAGCCUUUCUCACAGAAAAACAGGAUAAAGCCACUACAGAAGGCACAGGGGAUCACUAAUGGGACAUCAGGUGGGAUGGGUCAGCAGCAGGCAGCAGCACUCUGUGAUAUUUCGGCACAGGUGCAACAGUAUCAGCAGUUUCUGGAGGCAUCACGGCCACUGCCAGACUUUGUUGACAUUGAUGUGCAAGAUCGAACCCUGCCUGAUGGGAUCCUUUUAGAACACCUCAAGGCCUUCCAGACUCUCUACAGAGAACACUGUGAGGCCAUUCUGGACGUGAUGGUCAACCUUCAGUUCACCCUCGUGGAGACGCUGUGGAAAUCCUUCUGGAGGUUUAGCCAGAGCAGUGACACAGAAUCGCUCAACCUGCACAAUGAGUCUGAGAAGCGUCUGCCCAAAUCGUGCCUGGUGGUGCUGUGUAAGUAUGAGCCAGUGCUGCGCUGGACGAAAGAGUGCGACAACCUGCUCUACCAGACUCUGGUGGAGAUCCUCAUCCCUGAUGUACUGAGACCCAUCCCCAGUGCCUUAACUCAGGCCAUCCGCAACUUUGCCAAGAGUCUUGAGAACUGGUUGACAGGCGCCAUGAUGAACAUCCCAGAGGAGAUGGUUCGCAUAAAGGUGGUGUGUGUGGGCUCCUUCUCCCAGACGCUUCGCCGCUAUACCAGCCUGAACCACCUGGCCCAAGCAGCCCGUGCUGUCCUGCAGAACUCAGCACAGAUCAACCAGAUGCUCUCAGACCUCAACAGGGUUGAUUUCACUAACGUACAGGAGCAGGCAUCCUGGGUAUGUCAGUGUGAAGACCGUGUGGUGCAGCGACUGGAGCAAGAUUUUAAAAUGACUCUGCAGCAGCAAAACUCUCUGGAGCAGUGGGCCACCUGGCUGGACAGUGUUGUCUCUCAGGCCCUAAAGCCCUACGAGCACAACCCUGUCGCUCUACCAAAGGCCGCCAAGGUCUUUCUGCUCAACUGGUCCUUCUAUAGCUCUAUGGUGAUCAGGGACCUGACUCUGCGCAGUGCUGCCAGCUUUGGCUCCUUUCACCUGAUCCGCCUGCUCUAUGAUGAGUACAUGUACUACCUGAUAGAACACAGGGUGGCCCAGGCUAAAGGAGUGACACCCAUUGCGGUCAUGGGAGAAUUUGCCAGUACCAUCAAAAGCCGAAUCUCUCCAGACAUGGAGAAAGAAGAAGAAGAAGACGACGAUGAAGACGAGAGUGAGGACGAGGGCGGAGAUCUUGUGCUGCAGUCCAGCUCUCUGAGCGCGGUCGACGACGACAAGGACUCGAUAGAGCCGCCCGCCAAGCUGCCCAGGACGAGUUUCAACCUGCACGCUCUGUCCGACAGCACACCACCUUAGCCGCUCGCUCUUUUAACUAUCACACACACAUUUCACACACACCUCCGCUUUAACAUCCAGUCAUCCCAUCCUGUCACACUGUGUACGCUUCAGGUUUGCAAAACAGGUGAUGUUCGGUGUUGAGUGUGUGGUCGUCUGGUGUGUGUGCACAAGCAUGUGAGAAAGCCUGAGCGCCCUUUGCCAAUUUUGUACUUUUGUGCUGCCAUUCUUCUUCUCUUUGCCUUCACCUGCUAUUUUACAGUCCUUUCCUCGUUCCCUGUGCCUUCCCUGUUUAUCCAGUGGCUAGAUGCCAGUAGCCACUCCUGUCCAGCCUCAACUGUAUUGUAUACAGUAUAUAUAUCUAUACACAUAUAUAUUCUUGAUUCCCUCCUGCCCCGCCUUAACCACUGACCUGAUUGCUGUGGAGAGAUGAGGAGACUCCAGUGUUCUUUAUUGUAUUCUAAACUCGAAAAUAUCACUUACCUUGCCUUUAAAGCAAUGACUAUGCAGGGGAGCUGGACUUAAACAAACAGCACUGUCUGAAAUACACAUUUUUUAAUCACAGAGUAGCAUCUGGAAUGAUACUGCACCAUGGAUUUUUGUCGGCACAUGGAUGUUGAUUGACAGCUAUUUGUAGAUGCCAUAUUUUACUUGUAAUUUCUCAUUAAUUUGGUCAAUUAACUGAUAACCCUGUGCCUUUGAGAGAUUUCUAGCCUGGAAAAAAAGAAGCUUGUAUUCUAUAUAUUCUGUAUCGGUGGAUUAAUAAAUGAAGUUCCUGUGAAGUAGUCUCGGUGUCGUCAUGAACUUUUACUAGCUGUGAAAACUAAAAAAGAUGAAAUGGUGACAGUCAGUUGUGAGGAGUCGGCCCAGUUUGCAUCCAUCCAUCCCUUUUAUCUAUUCAUCAUCCAUUUGUUCUCUCAAGGUCAUCAUAAUCUCUUUUACACAUACUGGAAAGACACGCCGUGGUCUUGCAGUGCAGUGCAAGUUACUGGGCUACAGGACAAGGUCAAAGCUUACCCCACCCAAUCACUUACUACACAGUAUCCAUGGCAACCUUUGUACCAUUUAGAUGUACCGGCUACAGCUAUCUCAAAGUUUUUGUAGUGUAAAAGUAGAUGUGUAUUUUCUGGGGUAUCACUGUUGAACAUUUUGUAGAUAUUCUGUACCUUUUGUGAACACUGUCAUAUAGCUAAACUAUUUGUAUGUUGUUUGACCAUUAUUGCCUUAAACAUGUCGUGCCAUGUCCACUCUCCAGAUUAUUGAACUCUAUUUUUAUUGUGAUGAUGGACCAAGCAUGUGAAUAUGGUGACUUUCUAGAUUGGACCCUUUCCAAAGAGCGCCUGCUCAACCAGCAGCUUCUCACUCGGCAUGAGCAGAUGUUGAUUUAAUGAAGUGUUGGAUGGUCUGACUACCAAGAUCCCACCAAAGAGCACUAAACAGAAAACAAGGGUAUAUUUACUAUAACUCACAUGGUGAGGGCAGACUAUAAAAUGAAAUCAACUGCGAACUGCGAUGUCACUGUUAUAAACAUGGUGGCCUGGAUUCUGUCCUUAGCUUGUGCUGCUGAACCUUUUCUAAAUGAGGUCCUCUUGAUGUUACUCUGAAGACCUUUGUACUUAAACCUGUGAUCAUUGUUUGUAGCUUUAUUCUGUUAACUAAAAGGAUGUGAUUGCUCUCAAA
Epinephelus lanceolatus (giant grouper) is the source of this 4650-nucleotide messenger RNA. The record is from RefSeq and is a predicted model, not a curated record. NCBI's taxonomy places the organism in Eukaryota, Metazoa, Chordata, Actinopteri, Perciformes, Serranidae.